This is a messenger RNA of Callorhinchus milii (elephant shark), 1060 nucleotides long. RefSeq names its product ubiquitin-like protein 3. The coding region runs from base 532 to 897 and encodes 121 amino acids. Gene Ontology annotation, molecular function: protein binding. The transcript is spliced from 6 exons. NCBI's taxonomy places the organism in Eukaryota, Metazoa, Chordata, Chondrichthyes, Chimaeriformes, Callorhinchidae. The record is from RefSeq and is a predicted model, not a curated record.
GUAUAUAUGUGGGGGGUGUAUAUAUAAGGGGUGGGGGGUGUAUAUAUGUGUUGCCUGGGUUUAGGGUGAAAAUAAUCCUCACUUGAUGGAGAGAGAGGACAAGGUUAUGGUCUGUGAGCGUUGACUGGACUCAGGUACCUGGUGGCUGAGCUCACAUACACAGGGGAGGAAGGUGACAUCUCUGAGGAUGACUGCCAGCGGAUUGUUUUCUUAAAUGGAUUUGCAUUAAACUAAAGCUACUUUCCUGGUACCUUUAGGAGAUGGUGUGAAACACAGAUAACAAAGGAAGCAUUGUCUCUUAUCUGAUCUAUACUGUAAUGGGCUCUGAGAGGGAUAAAGGAAUUUUUGUGUUCGCGCGUGUGUGUGUCCUUCAAAAUCAGUGACGAUGGACAGUCAGGGACACAGACAACAUGGUUUUGAGAUGUAACAUGUCGGGAUUUGGAAUGACAUAGUCUAAGCUGAUGCUCCAAUGCAGCGCUGGGGGAGGAGCCACUCGCAGCCGGUGAAAACCUCCUGUUAGACCCUGCUCCGAUGCCAGAGGUGAUGCCAGCCAGGGACACGCAGGAACAGAUAAACUUGCGCCUUAUCCUAGUGAGUGGGAAGACCAAGGAAUUCCUGUUUUCUCCGAAUGAUUCAGCCGUGGAUGUCGCCAAACAUGUUUAUCAAAACUGGCCAAUGGGUUGGGAAGAGGAGCAGGUCAGCAGCUCCGACAUCCUGCGCCUCAUUUACCAGGGACGCUUUCUACACGGCAAUGUCACACUGGGGGCCCUGAAGCUGCCGCCCGGCAGGACCGCAGUUAUGCACCUGGUUGCCAGGGAGACACUGCCGGAACCCAGCUUCCAGGGUAAAAGGAACCGGGAGAAGGCGGGGGAGAGGAGCUGUUGUACCAUUUUGUGAGGUCGGAGCAGUCGCUUCGCUCAUGGACAAACAGAUUUUUUGUUUAGGACUUUUCUUGGAAUCCCAGAGACGGGGAAUGAGCAUCAUUACUGUGGCGUAUCUGCACCAGGCCAGAACUUUGUCUCAUUAUCACAGUCUAUCUGCUGGCGAUGGGAGCCAGGCU